Paraglomus occultum is the source of this 303-nucleotide messenger RNA. NCBI's taxonomy places the organism in Eukaryota, Fungi, Glomeromycota, Glomeromycetes, Paraglomerales, Paraglomeraceae. The record is from the annotation of a GenBank genome assembly.
AUGCUAGCAGAAUUUGAUGUACCCACUCAAUUCGAUGAAAUGAGAAAGAUUGUAACAAUAGCACGGACAAUGUUGAAUGUUAAGAAUAUUUUCAAGCAAACCAUAAAAACCUUCACUUUGAUGGAGGAAGCUUCCAAGAAGAAGAAACACUCUGUAGAUAACAUAUUGGUGUCAUCAAGAGUCAAAGAGCAUGUAAUAUCUCCUAAAACUAAGAAACGAAAGCUAAGAAAUGAAAAAAUUAAUAGGAGUUUACUUGAUGGUUUAUUAUAUAUUAAUCAUCAUGAUCAUUCUCAGAUAUAUUGA